Messenger RNA from Nestor notabilis (Kea), 573 nucleotides. RefSeq names its product proto-oncogene Mas-like. NCBI's taxonomy places the organism in Eukaryota, Metazoa, Chordata, Aves, Psittaciformes, Psittacidae. Gene Ontology annotation, molecular function: G protein-coupled receptor activity. The annotation marks the transcript as partial. Gene Ontology annotation, biological process: G protein-coupled receptor signaling pathway. Gene Ontology annotation, cellular component: membrane. The transcript has a single exon. The record is from RefSeq and is a predicted model, not a curated record.
CCAAUCUGGUACCGCUGCCACCGCCCAAAGCACUUAUCAGGCAUCGUGAGUGGGGUGCUCUGGGCCGGUGUCGGGGCUUUCAUUUUAUCAUAUUAUCUUUGCUUUGAAUUAGAACAAAUUCAUAUUACUGUAUUUGUGAGUUUGGCCAUUGUCUACUCCAUGAUUUUGUCAUUAAUGAUGUUGAUUUCCAACGUGUCCAUGGUCAUGAGGCUCCGAUGUGGCUCACAGAGACGGCACCUGGGGAAACUCUAUGUUGCUGUCGUGCUCAAUGUCAUCUUCUUCUUUGCCUUUGGGAUGCCUUUCACUGUAAAUGUGUUCCUUCAGCCUUCUCAAUGGGAUCAUUUAUAUCCUGAAAACACCACUCUUGUGCUGGCUCUGCUGAACAGCAGCGUGAAUCCCCUCAUUUAUUUCCUGGUGGGGAGCUGCCGGCAGUGCCGGUUCCGAGGCUCCAUCAAAGUCGCCCUGCGCCGAGUGUUUGAAGAGGAAGAGAGGAGCAAGGAGCAGAGCCCCGCGCCCGAGGGCAUCUGGAUGGAGAGCAGUGUCCGGGGCACUGCUGGGGAGGGGGAGGCCUGA